This is a messenger RNA of Urocitellus parryii (Arctic ground squirrel), 1090 nucleotides long. The record is from RefSeq and is a predicted model, not a curated record. NCBI's taxonomy places the organism in Eukaryota, Metazoa, Chordata, Mammalia, Rodentia, Sciuridae.
UCCUGGCCAGCACGCGGCGGCGCCCCCUCCCCUCGCGCCGCGGGCCUCCCCGCGCCGUGCACGUCCCCGUCCCGCGCCUCCGCCUCCUCCCUCACUCGCUUCUUCCCGCCCUCCCCGUAGCGCCGGCCGAGCCGGCUUCCCCUCCGUCUCUCAUGAAUAUUGAGCGGCCCCUGUUGUAUUUCCCGAGCUCCAUUGCGGAAGCCGAGGCUCGCCAUAUUGUGCGGCGGCGCCGGCGGCCGCGGCGGCUGAUACCUGAGUCUCGCUCCGGCCGCGGCCAGCGGAGCCCCGGGCUGGGGUAGGAGCCGCAAUGUCUCAGGCUGUGCAGACAAAUGGAACUCAACCAUUAAGCAAAACAUGGGAACUCAGUUUAUAUGAAUUACAACGAACACCUCAGGAGGCAAUAACAGAUGGCUUGGAGAUUGUGGUUUCACCUAGAAGUCUACACAGUGAAUUAAUGUGCCCAAUUUGUUUGGAUAUGUUGAAGAACACCAUGACUACAAAGGAGUGUUUGCAUCGUUUUUGUGCAGAUUGUAUUAUCACAGCCCUUAGAAGUGGGUAUGUUGAAAUAAGUUAUACUGUGUACUUAAAUUGUACCAUGACAGGGCUCUCUGGAGUUGGAGAAAUGUAUUCYGACCAAAAGAGAGUAUUAGCCAGGAUCAACAAGCACAAUAAUCAACAGGCACUCAGUCACAGCAUUGAGGAAGGACUGAAGAUACAGGCCAUGAACAGAUUACAGCGAGGCAAGAAACAGCAGAUUGAAAAUGGCAGUGGAGCAGAAGAUAAUGGUGACAGUUCACAUUGUAGUAAUGCAUCCACACAUAGCAAUCAGGAAGCAGGCCCUAGUAACAAACGGACCAAAACAUCUGAUGAUUCUGGGCUUGAACUUGAUAAUAACAAUGCAACAGUGGCAAUUGAUCCAGUAAUAGAUGGUGCUAGUGAAAUUGAAUUAGUAUUCAGGCCUCAUCCCACACUUAUGGAAAAAGAUGACAGUGCACAGACAAGAUAUAUAAAGACUUCAGGUAAUGCCACUGUUGAUCACUUAUCCAAGUAUCUGGCUGUGAGAUUAGCUUUAGAAGAACUUCGAAGCAAG